Girardinichthys multiradiatus is the source of this 12135-nucleotide messenger RNA. RefSeq names its product glutamate receptor, ionotropic, kainate 4 (gene grik4). Gene Ontology annotation, molecular function: kainate selective glutamate receptor activity; transmitter-gated monoatomic ion channel activity involved in regulation of postsynaptic membrane potential. The record is from RefSeq and is a predicted model, not a curated record. Gene Ontology annotation, biological process: monoatomic ion transport; synaptic transmission, glutamatergic; modulation of chemical synaptic transmission. Bases 1077 to 3980 code for a protein of 967 amino acids. Gene Ontology annotation, cellular component: presynaptic membrane; plasma membrane; postsynaptic membrane. NCBI's taxonomy places the organism in Eukaryota, Metazoa, Chordata, Actinopteri, Cyprinodontiformes, Goodeidae. The transcript is spliced from 21 exons.
AAUGCAGAGUCCGGAGCGUUUUCCUUUUCACGCCCGGCCAGUCUCUGUGUGAGGAAGGCAGCCAGCAUCUCCUUUCUGACGGCGAAUUUCUUCGCGCAAUUGAGAGAGAGAGAGGGAGAGAAAGAGAAAGCACGGACCUUACCCGCACCUCAGUCUGCUCUGAACCUUUCUAGCGGACCGCAGUGGAUGGUUCCACCAAAAGGAGGUGUUUUGUAGGCUGCAGAGAGUGUUUGUUCAGAGGAGCUCCGCACACAGAGAGGGAUCAGCUACCUCGCUAUUUCUCUCUGCGCUCUUCCCCUCAGUGGGAAGUGGGAUGCGGGUUACGCAGCAUCACCGGUGCCGCCGCUAAUAUCAUCCUUACAGAUACACCUUCCACUUCUUAAGGCCUAUCAGACUCUAAGCCUCUGAGAAAAUUAAAACUCUUCCCCGGUUAGAAAACGGGACUCAUUUCCACUGGAGAUAAAGAGAAGGGAGAUAUUCUUCAAACUCCUACGGAUGUGAUUUUUCUUCCCCCUGUCAUUUUUUGCCUCUGUCCAGUGAAAGCGGGAAAACAUCUGAUCACCCCAAAGAAAACACCGAGAUUUCCGAGGACUGCUGUUCAUCUUAUCGCUAACACAUUUAAUCUGUCCAUCUCUCUGUCCUGAGAGUCUCUGUGGUGGAGGCAGCUGCAGGAGAUCCAGAGACCUGAGGUGGGGGAAAUUGAGUUACUCUGCAGUUAGAGGCUUUUCUUGCAAUUCGACGUUAUUUCUGUGGACAGAAGGGCACAAACCCGCGCCAAAGUGAGAGGAAAUUGAUUUUAAACCAAGGAAAGAGGCAUCAAAGGGACCCUGCAAGCAGCACGUGAGCUUGCAGAAACCAAACUGUGCUUCAGUGUGCAUAUAUACAAACCUCUGCAGGUGCUGGUAGCUCACUCUACAUGUCUAUGUGAGAUGACGAGAAGCUAAGUGACUACCACAACCACCUAGAUCAGACAGCCUUCUGUGCUGCAAGAUGGAUUAAAGCCCCACACCUCAGGAGAUCAAAGGUGGCUGUGACAGGGGCACACCCGGGGCAGGACCCAUGAGGAGUCAUAGAAGAUGCUCACAGCCUGGGCGCUUCUGCUCUUUUUAGCCAUGUGGAUGAGAAGCAUCUCUGGUGGCCCACUCUCCUUUAGAAUAGCUGCCAUUCUUGAUGAUCCUAUGGAGUGCAGCAGGGGGGAGCGUUUAGCCAUCACACUGGCCAAAAAUAACAUCAACAGGAGCAGCAACCGCUCCGCCACGGGCAAGCUGGAGGUGGACAUCUUUGAAUUGCUAAGAGACAGUGAAUAUGAGAUGGGAGAGACAAUGUGCCAGAUCAUGUCUAAAGGGGUUGUGGCAGUCCUUGGUCCAUCUGCCAGUCCAGCUUCCAACUCCAUAAUCAGCAAUAUCUGUGGAGAGAAAGAGGUACCAUAUGUCAAAGUGGCUCCAGAGGACAUUCUGAAGGUGCAAUUUCCCCGCUUCACCACCCUGGACUUGAGACCAACGAAUACCGACAUCAGCUUGGCUGUGGCCGGCCUCCUCACCUUCUUUAACAGCACGACCGCCUGCCUCAUCUGUGCCCAGGCUGACUGCUUGUUGAACUUGGAGCAGCUCCUCAGACAGUUUCUCAUCUCCAAGGAGACUCUGUCUGUACGCAUGCUGGAUGAUAGCCAGGACCCGACCCCUCUCCUGAAAGAGAUCCGAGAUGACAAGACUGCCACCAUCAUAGUGGAUGCCAACGCCACCAUGUCACAUAUCAUCUUAGAACGGGCAUCAGAGUUGGGGAUGCUGUCAGUCUACUACACUUACAUCUUCACCUCUCUGGAAUUCACUUUACUGCGACUAGAUGAUGUGGCUGACCACCGGGUCAACAUUGUUGGGUUUUCAGUUUUCAACAAAACGCAUCCCUUCUUCCAGGAAUUCGUGCUAAGCCUCAACCGCUCCUGGCAGGAGAACUGUGACCAUGCACCCUUUGCUGGGACUCCGCUCUCAUCAGCCUUGCUCUUUGAUGCGGUAUACGCAGUGGUUGCAGCGGUCCAGGAGUUGAACCGUAGCCAGAACGUUGGUGCUACUCAGCUCUCCUGCAAGUCGUCCAAGAUCUGGGAGCAUGGCACCAGCCUCAUGAAUUACCUGAGGAUGGUAGAGUUGGAAGGCCUAACAGGACACAUUGAAUUCAACAGCAAAGGUCAGCGGUCUAACUACGUCUUGAGGAUCAUGCAGAACAGCAAGGAAGGCCUAAGGCAGAUAGGCCUGUGGCACUCUGAAGAUGGACUGUCCAUGGAGAGAACUCUUCCAUCAAUCAAUGUGACAGACACCCUCUUCAACACAACUCUUACAAUCACAACAAUACUGGAGAAUCCAUAUGUAAUGCUGCGGCCGAACCACCAAGAACUGGAGGGGAAUGACCGCUAUGAAGGCUUUUGUGUGGACAUGCUGAAGGAACUGGCGGACAUCCUCAAGUUUAAGUAUCGUAUCCGACUGGUGGGAGACAGAGUCUAUGGCGUUCCUGGAGCUAAUGGAACAUGGACUGGAAUGGUUGGAGAGCUCAUCUCAAGGAAAGCUGACCUGGCAGUGGCGGGCCUCACCAUAACAGCGGAGCGUGAGAAGGUGAUUGACUUCUCCAAGCCUUUCAUGACCCUGGGAAUCAGCAUCAUGUACCGCGUUCACCUGGGACGUCGACCAGGCUACUUCUCCUUCCUGGAUCCCUUCUCCCCUGGCGUAUGGCUCUUCAUGCUUCUGGCCUACUUGGCCGUCAGCUGCGUCCUCUUUUUAGUGGCCAGACUGACGCCGUAUGAAUGGUACAACCCCCACCCCUGUCUGAAGGGACGCUGCAACUUGUUGAUCAACCAGUAUUCUCUCGGCAACAGUUUCUGGUUUCCUGUUGGAGGAUUCAUGCAGCAGGGAUCCACCAUUGCGCCCAGAGCAUUGUCAACACGUUGCGUCAGCGGAGUGUGGUGGGCCUUUACAUUAAUCAUCAUCUCCUCGUACACCGCCAACUUGGCUGCUUUCCUGACUGUUCAAAGGAUGGAGGUGCCAAUAGAGUCAGUGGACGACCUGGCAGAUCAGACAGCGAUAGAGUACGGCACCAUGCAUGGAGGAUCCACCAUGACUUUUUUUAUGAACUCUCGCUACCAGACCUACCAGCGCAUGUGGAACUUUAUGAACUCGAAGCAGCCCAGCGUGUUUGUGAAGAGCACAGAGGAGGGCAUCGCUCGGGUCCUAAACUCCAACUACGCCUACUUGCUGGAGAGCACCAUGAAUGAGUACUACCGCCAGAGGAACUGCAACUUGACUCAAAUUGGAGGGCUGCUCGACACCAAGGGCUAUGGCAUCGGCAUGCCACUGGGGUCAGUGUACCGUGAUGAGUUUGACCUUGCUAUCCUCAAACUCCAGGAGGACAAUCGUCUGGAGAUUCUCAAGAGGAAGUGGUGGGAUGGUGGCAAGUGUCCAAAGGAGGAGGACCACCGUGCUAAAGGUCUCGGUUUGGAGAACAUUGGCGGUAUCUUCGUGGUGCUAGUGUGUGGUCUACUGGUGGCUAUCUUAAUGGCUGUGCUGGAGUUUGUUUGGAUGUUGAAACAGGCCCCAGGAAACGAGCAGUCAGUGUGUGAGGAGAUGCUGCGGGAGCUCCACGGGAUCGUGCUGUGUCAGGACAGCCUGCAGGUGAGGCGCCGGCGGGCGGCGUCCAUGCUGCGGCCACGACCUUUACCCCUGGAGGAACGUCGAGCUCGAGCCGCCGCCGUCAGCCUCAGCAACGGCAAACUGUGUGCUGGCAUGGGGCUGCCGGAGCCGCUCUCCCACAGACUACCGCAGGAGGCCGCCCUGGUCGCAAGGGGGUGCAGCCACAUCCGGAUUUGCCCCGAGUGCAGACGCUUCCAAGGACUGAGAAUGCGUCCUGCGGGGGCCGGAGGGGCGCUUCCAUCUCCCACGCACAGCGAAGAGAGCAUAGAGUGGGACAAGACCACAAAUAGCAGUGAACCUGAAUAACACUCGGGAAAUCCAGUAGGACUGACUUUUCCAGCGGACACCUCUUGUUUUUCCAGGGAUCAAAGACCAUGUGGUAUUUUUAUUCAGCCAUUCUGAGCUCGUUCUGGAAAAGCAGGACAAUGCUGUGGACUUCAUUAUGCCCAUGAAGCAACAACCUAAAGUCAGAUUUUGAAAUGUUUUUUGGAUUUUUUUUUUUCCUUGAUCAGAGAAAAAAGAACUGAUGAACCUGUCUCAUUGUGGCCUGUCCCUGUUGGCCCUUUGUACCCUAUGAAGCAGGACAGACAAAAACAGCUAUGGGGCAUUUGUACUAUGCAGUAUUUUCAGUCAUUUAUCAUUGUGCUGUUCAUUUUUUUUUAUAUAUAUUUCUGUCCUCUGUUUGAUUAAUUAUAACUAAAUAUUGUUAUUCUAUUCUUAAAAAAUAUAUACUUUUUUUUAUUUUGACAGUUACCUGUAUGAAGAUGUAUCGCAUCUAAUGUGCUGCGAAGGAGGGCAAAUUAAAGCAAAGUCAUCCUUUAAAACUUUUUAUUUUAAAAGUGCCAAAAAACAUGAGUUACCUUGUGACUGAAAAAAGCACCACAGCCUUCACAGAACAAACAAAUUAAACCAAGAAAAUAAACAUACAGACACACACAGACUUGUUUGUAGUAACACUAUUCUUUUAUAAAAAAAUGUAACUGUCUCUGAAAGACAACGCUGCAUUGAUGGUGGAAUGUCAAAUCAGUCCAAUUCAGAUUCUGAUCAAAAUGUAAGGUGGUGACUCAGUUGUAACAUUAUCUAAAAGAAUGUCUGUUUUAUUUUCACCUUCCUUAAGCUGCUAACACACUAUAUUUUAUCUUCCCACAUACACUAUAUUGCCAAAAGUAUUGGGUCACACCACCGAAUCAAUGGAUUCUGGUGUUGCAAUCACUUCCAUGGCUGCAGGUGUGUAAAGUUUGGUAUGGGGAAACUUGACUGGCCUGCUGGUCCUGACCUCAACCUUCUUGAACACCUUUGGGAUGAAUCAGAGCAGAGGCUGCAAUUCUGGUUUUGUCAUCUGACAAUGAACACACUCCUAAACCUUGUGGAAGAUAUUUACAGAAAAGUUGAAGUUGCUAUUGCUGCCAAUGGUGGAUCCAUCAACAAAUUGGACCUUGUAGAUUAAGAAUAGGGCGUCAUCAAAGUUCAAGCAAAUGUUAAAGUAGACAGACAAAUACAUUUGGCAAUAUAGUGUAUGUUGGUGUCUCUACAGCCUUUUUGCAGGGGUACAAACAUAAAGAAAGGUUGGGUAGAAGGAUGUUUUUCUAUUCAGUGCAGUAAAAGGUUAUCUGCUUUUUGUCAGGCUGAAAUGAUUCAGAUCAACAGGCAAACUGUUAAAUCAGAUAAUGAUAACCUAAGUAAGUACAAAAUAGAGUUUUCUACAAUGAUUUCUAUCAUUCUAUUGAAACCAACCCGGCCACUGUAUUAGAAAACAACUGUCACCUUUGUUAAAUCACAAAAUGAGUUUAAUUUCACCUAGCUGCAUCCAGGCCUGAUUACUGCCGACCAAAACCAACUUAACAUCGACUGAUCUAAAGAAAUUCAAGAACAAAUGAGAAACAAAGUGAUUAAUAAGUCUGGAAAGUGUUACAAAGUCAUGCCUUAGGACUUGGGACUCCAGUGUACUUCAAUCAGAGCAAAUAUCCACUAAUAGAGAAAACCUGGAACAAUAGUGAAAUCUUCUGAGGGCUGGUCAAUUUACCACAAUUACUGCAAGAGUGCAUCAACGACUCAACCAGGAGAUCUGAAAUAACCCACAACAACAUCUAAAGAACUGCAGGCCUCACUUAUUUCGGUUUAGGUCCGCGUUCAUGACAAAAAGAGAAAGACUGGGUAAAAAUGUCAUUCAUUGAAGAGUUCCAGGUUGAAAACAACUGCAGACAAAAAAGAAUGCAAAGGCUCACAUUUGCCAAAAAACAUCUUGAUGAUUCCCAAGAUUUUUGGGACUUAUACCACAAAUGAGGUUUUUAGAAGACAUGCGUUCCCUUACAUCUGGUGAAAAACUAACAGCAUUUGAGAAAAUAACAUCAUACCAACAGUUAAACAUGGUUGUGUUGUCUGGAGCUAGUUAGCUGCUGCAGGACAUGGACACAUUGCCACCUAAUUGAUGAAACCAUAAAUUCCCCUGUCAAAUAGAAAAAUACUAAAAUAGAGUGUCUGCUCAUGAGAUUGUGAUAUUACGAUGAAGCACUUUGGUUUUGCUUAAAGAUUAAACAGCCAAGGGGAGACUGAGGGUUCAGGGUAGUUUAGUUCUGGAGAGAGAAUUUUCAGGGUAGCAUGAUGGAAACGCGCCUGUAGUGACACCACAUUUAUCACAUAUUCAUUAUUUUAUUAGCUUUCUUCAGCAGCUGUUAUAUAUAUCUGUUUAUGAUGUAACCAAUCGUUGUGCUAUACAUUCUAUGUAAGAUUCGGGCCCCUUUUCUGUUGCUCAAAUCUUAGAAUUGAUUUCUUUUUGCCUUGAGAUAAAAUAAACCUGUUCCACAUUGGGGCCAACAAAAAACCCUGGUAAACAAGAUUUUACAUAAGCAGUUUACUAGUUCUUUUAAAUAUCAAAACACUGAGGCUUUUAUUGAAUAGGGUGUUUACAUGCCUCUUAGAGAUGUAUUUUGCUUCAGAUGUGAUUUGACAGUUUUUAUGCUUCAUUUCAGCAAUAGAUCCAGUCAAAGAAAUUUGUUUUUAGAGGGUCUGAGUGACAAAAAAUAUAGACAAUGAUUCACUCAGUUUUAUUUGACUCUCCAAAGAGUUUAAUGAAUUAAUCUAAAUCUCAAUUUGAACAUUAUUAAUAAUUUGCCUUGGUUGGAAGAACAUUUGCCUUUUUGCAUUUUAUUACAAAUAAAACCAGAAGCAGUUAUCAGAGGUCAGGCAAGAGUCACUGUCAAUGUUCUGACUGAUUUAUGGUAACCUGACAGAAUCAGAGGUCGCCCAGACCUGUCCUUAUCGCCCCAAACCAAACUGUGGAAAAAAGUAAUUGCCUUUGUUAAAUCAUGCAUUAACAUUUUCUGCAAAGAUGAAUUCAAUUUCACCUCUCAUGUCCAAGACUGAUUACUGUCAGAUCUGUAGAAGCAAGAAAUCCCUUAAAAAGAACCUGCCUGACAACAUGAUGAAGGGAAUAGGAUCAGAUCAGAACAGAUAAGAAAAACAGUGACUGACAUCUAGCAGUCUGGAUAGGCUCGAGUCAUGAUUUACAAAUGGAGAAAACAUGGAACGGUGGUGAACUUUCCCAGGAGUUGCCAGCCCAAAUUACCAUCCAGGAGGUCAGAAAAGAACCCAGAAUAAACAAAUUAAGCUUGUGAUUAAACUGCGGUGGCAUGACCUCAUACAGGCAGUUCAGGCUUGAAACAACUCCCCCAAUAUUGCUAAAUUCAAACAAUUCAAACAAGAGACAGUUUUUUAAUGGUAGUUGUUGCCAACUAGGUUUAGGGGGUUAUUACUUUAUUACAUAGAGCAAGGGUGUUUGGACAGAUUUUAUUUGUUGUUAUAAAUAAAAUUAUCAUUUGAAAACAUGUUGUAUUUAUUCAGGUUAUCUUUGUCUGAUGAUAACAUUAGUUUGAUAAUCUGAAAUAUUUAGGUGAGUAAGGGUGCAAAUAUUUUUAACAGUACUGUAAGCUGCCAUUUCAUGGCAUCUAAAUUAAGAUGCAGCAUUCAUUAGCAAAAUUCACAUUUCUCUCACUUCAUGCAUCCAUGUUGUCAGAAUUUCCUCCUUUAGAGCAAGAAACGACAAAAGAGAAAUGCUUCAUUGAAGGAAAUAUUUGCCAGGUUUAAAUGUCUUUUUGUAUUUUUUAUGCAUAGUAUCUGUCCAUUAUCUGCUCCAAUGUUUUUCAAACCAGCUGACCCAUAAAAGUUAUGUAAAUACAGUGUAAUCAGUGAAGUUCUUGGUAACGUUUGUUGUGGUAUUUUAUUUAAGAGUAAUUAUUGUUGGACAUUUAUUGUGUUCAUGGAGCAGAAUCGUGCACACUCAUAUGUUGUUUUUGUUUUUUUUACUGGAAUCAUUUUCAGGGACAUAGUCACAUUAAUUAGUUUAAUGGAAAAAAAACAAAUCUCCAGACACAUUCACUGUAAAAUCUGUACAUUUUUUUUUAACCAUUUAGUCAAAUUAAUGAGUCAAUGCGCGAGAAAAAAACACCCAGAUUUUAUAAAAGCAGUUUUCAUCCCUUUGCUGAAUGUUACUAAGAAGCAAGUGAGAGUGUGAAGGCUCUUUCUGCUCUCAAUGCAAACUUCUUAAAUGCUGAAAGCAUUUACAGAGGUGGUAAAUCAAGCAUAGUGGGAAUGAGAUUGCCAAUUACCUUGAAGGCACGAAGAGCAGUGGAGUACGAAUUAAAAGAAAUCCCACCGAGACUCUGGGCGACCUUCUCCAGGAGAGAGCUGGCACUGUUUGUGCUUCUAUAUUUUAUAUGCUUUAUUUUUUUUUUGUUGACAUUUUAUUUCAUUAUAAACACAUUUCUGGUUUUGUCUCAUUUGUGCUAUAAUGGAUUUGACCUUAGCAGCUGUUUAGAUCUGUCAUGCUGCUGACAACCUCCUGAGUGCACUUUUUUUUCCCAUACAAUGCCUUUAAAAAGUAUUCAUACCGAUUGAACCUUUUCACAUUUUGUCACAUAACAACCACAAACUUUAAUGUAUGUGUGGGGCAUUUUAUGUGAGUCACCAACACAACUCGCUCACAGUUGCACAUAAAUGUGAAAAAACAAUUAUUUAAGUUUUCUAUAAUUUUUUGACAAAUAAAAAUCUGAAAGUGUAGCUUUCGUGUGUGUUCACCACCUGUACUCUGAUAUUCCUAAAUAAAACCCACUGCAACCAUUUUCCUUCAUAAAUCCCCUACAGUUUUAUAUUUCAAGCUCAGUCACAAUUAAGGAAGAGCUUUUUUAUUUUUGUGAACAUCAAUUUGCACAUGAUUGUGCUUUGAUCUAAACCAUUCUAUUACAGCUCUGAAUGCAUGUUUAGGAUUGUUGUCCUGCUGAAAGAUGAACCUCUGCCUAGUCUCAAAUAUUCUCCAGUCUAAAAGGUUUUCUUCCAGAAUUGUCCUGUAUUUACCUCCAUCCAUCCUCCCAUCAAAUCUGAUUAGCUUAUUUGUCCCUGCUGAAGAAAACAAUCCCAAAGCAUAAUGCUGUCACCACUGUGUUUCACCAUGUGGAUAGUGUGUUCAGGGUGAUGUGCUGUCAUUUUUUCAAGACACCGAACAUUUUGCGUAUUGGGAAAAAAGGUAUAUUUUUUGGGUUCCUCUAAUCAGAGGAAAUUAUUGAACAUGUUUGACUUGUGGUCAACUUUAAAUGGAUAUUUCUUUCUUACAACACUGGCUUUCUUCUAUAAAGGCAAGAUUUGGAAAGUGCACAGUUUUUCUGUCAGUAGAUUCUCUCAUUUGAGCUGUGGAUCUCUGCAGCUCCUUUGGUGGUAUUAUGGACUUUUUGGCUGGUUCUCUAAUUGCUCAGUCUGUCAGUCUAGGUGGAUAGCUAUAUACCUUGGUAGGUUUGUUGUUGUGCCAUACUCUACAUUUUAGAUGAUGCAUUAAACAGCGCUGUAUUAGAUGUUGAAGUCUUGGGAUAUUGUUUUAGAACCUAAUCCUGUACCUCCAUGUCUCCACUAGGUUAUCUCUGACCUGUGUGCUGUGUUCCUUGGUCUGUUUGUUGAUUGAUGUUCUCUAACAAACCUCUGAAGAAUUCACAGAGCAGCUUUAUUUAUACUGUAAUUAAAUUAUAGUACACUUCCAAAGGCAAUCAGUUGCACCAAAAUUUGUUUAGAAGCAUCAGAGUUAAAGGGGCAUGCCGCACUUUUCAGAUGUUUAUUGGUUAAAACAGUUGUUAAAAACCAUGCGUCACUUUCCUUUCAUUUUGUAAUAAAACACUUAUUUGUGUUUGUCUAUCACACAAAAUCCCAUUUAAAAUCUUUCAGACAUUGUAUCUUGACAAAAUGCAGAACAGCUCAAGGAGUAUGAAUACUUUAGCAAGGCGCUGUGUAUAGAAGCAGGGAAGCAGUGAUGUGCUGCAUGGAUUGUCGGGUGUGUGAACGAACAGAAACUGAAGCAUCUACCUCUCACUUUUCUCCCAGAGCCCAGUUAACAUCUGCACACUCGAGAAUCUUUUAAGCAGCUGAGAAUUUGUGUGGGCAGAGAGUCUUAGCAGAGGCUAAUGAGUUAAACAACUCAUGUGUGAUUUAAGCAUCCACUGACUUGUAGUCCAUCUAUCACUGUGAUUUUCAGUGGAUAUUAUAGUCUCCACUGGAUAGUACAAUGAACAGCCUGCAUCAGAUUUACAGUUUAAUUCAGACUGCUUCCAUUGUCUCCCAGUACCUACAUCCAAGUCUUUCUAUUCCAGUGUUACAGAUGAGAAGUUGUGUCCAGUGCAUCACAAACCUGUCACAUUGCUUAUCUACAGCAUGCACCCGCCACACACAUACUCACUUCUUCCUGUAUGUCACCGCCAUGUCAGGUUUAUAUCACUGCGCUUCUCCUUCUGCCUCUGGUGCUUUAGCUUCAUAAAUAAAGUGCAUCUAUUUGCUCACCGCUUCCUGGCUGCUGCUGUUGGAUUUAUGGAGCCUAUGAUGAGCACUGAGAGCUUGCAGAGAUGUGUGUGAAAAAAUACUUCACUCCUCAAGCUUACUGCUUACAGCACAUCUACACCAGUCAUCCCGUAUCUAAUGGUUAUUGUGCAAGGACUCAAGAGAUACCAUACACAGAGUUUAAUGUAGUUUAUCAUGCUUGAAGCACCCUGCACAAAUAUUGGCACCCCUGGUGAAGAGACAUCCAAUGUAUAAACUUAUCCAGCCUUGUCUGUCACAGUUCCAGUUGUUUCAAUAUUGUUCUGACUGUAGAUAUGGGUACGUUUAGGUGAGUAGCUGUUUUCUUGUAGCCGUUUUCUGAUUUAUAAAGAUCAUCAUUUGUCUGCCUUACCUGAAUGGCAUGUUUACUUGUGUUACCCAUUUUGACGAGUGGGGAAUAAAGGGCCUCUAUGUCAUGUCAUAUUUACAAACCCAGUCACAAUUGCUGGCAUCCCUGGUGCUAUAUGAAGGUUCAUUUAAUGUUUAGAAGAGGAAAAGGCUCACAGCAACACAGAUCAUUUAUAACAGUUACCAGAUAAUAUUUUGAUUAAAACAAGACCCACCUUGAGUGUUUGUUGCAGAAAAGCUUGAUCUUCUUCUUAUCUGUUAAGUUAAAAUAUCAGUAGAGUUCAGCGGACAUUUAUGUUUGUAAUUAAUGAAAAGAAAAUGCUUCCUUUUUCUGCUGGAAUGUCUUCUUAACUGCUGGUUGGCAUGUAGAUUGCCUCUGAUGAUUGUUAUGGAGACUUGGUGGUCUAGAGAUGUUACUCUUUGCAGUUCACCAACUGUCCUCCACAUGUUGGCUGUAACUUUAUGGGUCAUCGUCUAGUUUCGAGAGAGGAGGCUAAAAGAAAUACGCCUGUGCUUCAUAUCAUAUUUAUACCCCACUGAAGCAGGAAGUUGUGGGUUACUGUUUAAAAGUUCUUAGACACUCUGAUCAACUUCAGAAAUUAUGUAGAAUUUGCAAAAAUGCUUACUAGUUUUGUGUAUUUUGAAGGAAGAGUCCGGGAAAGAAAUUAAGCUACUGCAAUAAAAGAUGGAUUUAUUUAAAGUCUUUUUACACAAUGUACAAGGGUUGCCUAUAUUUGUAAAGGGUACUGUAUAUCCCACAAACAACCUCUUUGUCCAGAGAUAGAAAGCCAAACCACAAAACCUUUAUUUUGAAUACUUUUGCCCUGUGUUUACCUCUGAGUUCAUUAUGAUUAUGGUACUUUGUAAUCGCAGCUGUUGAUCCUGUUUUUGCUGCCAAGAUUGUAUCCCUUUGUGUAACAGUUGCCUUCUCUUGUCUGACAGCAGAGACGGGAAAGGCAAAGACACAACGAAUACAUUCACAGCACAAAAGUCACAAAUGAUAUAUAAAAUUUUUUCAGAGGGAACAACCAUCUUCACAACAACCCUGGUGCAAAUUUAACGUAACGUCUUACUUAUUUGCAUUUGCCAUUUUCUUCUUGUCUUUGUUUAUUUGCGCUAUAACAUGGUUAUUUAGACUGAACAAAUUCUCCAAGAAGCUGUUCCGCAGUGUUUUGUUCUGCGACAGUUGUUGAAACAUAUUGACCAAAACAUCUUGACAUGGCUUGUCUUUCAGAGAAAUAAAAACGGCGCUCUGUUUACUUUG